Halteromyces radiatus is the source of this 891-nucleotide messenger RNA. Its product is annotated as phosphatase 2C-like domain-containing protein. Gene Ontology annotation, molecular function: protein serine/threonine phosphatase activity; cation binding. Bases 69 to 863 code for a protein of 264 amino acids. Gene Ontology annotation, biological process: protein dephosphorylation. The record is from RefSeq and is a predicted model, not a curated record. The transcript is spliced from 5 exons. Lineage: Eukaryota; Fungi; Mucoromycota; Mucoromycetes; Mucorales; Cunninghamellaceae.
CUUUGGGGGAUCAAGCAGUUAAUAGUCAUCUCCCCCCUUCAUUACAUAACAUUAUAUAUAUAUACAAUAUGGAUAGCAGUAAAAGUAUCAAGGCAGAUGGAUUUCUUAUUGGCGUCACUGAAGAUAGAAACAAACGUUGUCGAAGGACUAUGGAGGAUGCUCAUACUGUUAUUACAGACUUCAAUGAUGUUGCCCGUCAAGGGUUUUUUGCUAUCUUUGAUGGACAUGCCGGUAAAGCUACAGCAGAAUGGUGUGGGAAUCACUUUCAUGAAACUUUAGCCGAAUGUCUGAAUAACCCCUCUUCAACUUCGGAAACCGUACCGGAAAUUUUAAAUAAGGCAUUCCUUCAAGUAGAUCAACAAGUUAAUGAAAAAGAAGGCAAGUUCUCUGGUUGUACAGCUAUUGUAGCAUAUGUUCAAGUCAAGGAUGAUCAACGUAUUCUUUAUACUGGAAAUGUUGGUGAUGCUCGUGCUGUACUUUGUCGCCAAGGAAAAGCUCAUCGAUUAUCUUAUGAUCACAAAGGUUCAGAUGCUCAAGAAGCCAAACGAAUUACAGAUUUAGGUGGAUUUAUGAUGAACAAUCGAGUUAAUGGUGUCCUUGCUGUGACACGGUCACUUGGAGAUAGCGUGAUGAAGGAAUUCGUAGUAGGCAAUCCAUAUACAACCGAAACACCAUUGGUGGAAGGGGAUGAUUUUAUGAUCUUGGCAUGUGAUGGGUUAUGGGAUGUAUGCGAAGAUCAAGCUGCUGUAGAUCUCAUCAAAGAUAUCAAGGAUCCUCAAGUGGCAAGUCAGAAAUUAUUAGAUCAUGCUUUGGCCAAUUUUAGUACAGACAAUCUUAGUGUCAUGGUGAUUCAUUUUUCUUGAUUUUUCUCUCUCUCUCUUUUUUUUUUUU